AUGUGGGUCCGUGUAUGAAAUUGACAAUCACCCUCUGUCCCCAAGUUUUUUGUCUAUCAUAUCAAUAAAUUUUGAGAAUGCCAUUCCAAACGGGUAUUGAAAAAGUGACAGAUUGUUUCAAUAUCAUAUGUAUUACAUUAAUUAAAUCUAACACACAACUUUAUUUUAAAAAACCAUUAUUUUUUUUUUCUGUAUACACAAUUUAUAAUAAUAAUGUAAUUCUGUUGUUCCAGGUGUUGUGCACCUUGCGCUUUAUGGCGAAAGCGGACUUUUUUUCGGAAGUGGGAGAUAUCCACGGUAUAUCCAAGUCUUCAGUCUGCGUGUUUUUACCAAGAGUGUGCCGAGCACUGAAUGCGUUUCUACACAUAGACUUCCCAACAGAUGCCCAAACUCUUUUGAAAAUGAAGGAAGAAUUUUAUGCCAUUGCACAUUUUCCUAAUGUUGUGGGUGCCAUAGAUGGCACGCUUAUUCCUAUUCGGGGCAUGAACGGGGAGGAUGAGCCUGUUUAUGUCUGUCGCAAGAACUUCCAUGCCUUGAAUGUUCAAGGAGUUGUAGAUGCGAACAUGAGGUUCAUUAAUAUCAACUGCCGAUUUCCAGGGAGCACCCAUGAUGCUUAUGUUUUCCAACAUUCGAGCAUUCCUGGUAUCUUGGAGACGUUGCCUGGAGGAGGAUGGCUUUUAGGGGAUUCUGGGUAUCCUCUAAAGGAUUACCUGAUGACUCCUUUCAUCAACCCUUCAACGCCUGCUGAAGAACGUUAUAAUGCCGCCCACUGCAAAACCAGGAAUGUGGUGGAGCGUACAUUUGGUGUUCUAAAGGCAAGGUUUAGGUGUUUACACAGCAGUGGAGGAUACCUUCCUUUUAAACCAGAGAAAUGUGCCCUAGUUGUAGAGACAUGUAUGAAGUUGCACAACAAGGACAUCAACGAGAGAGUACCUUUGCGUAAUGGUGGUGCUGUAGCCAACCAGCACAACAACGCAGUAUACCAGGGAGCAGCCCCACUUAGAGCAAGAGAGCUGAGGCAGCAGUUGGCUUCCAGAUUCUAGGAGUGAUGCCAACAAUAAAAAAGAUAUAUCAUCCUAUAAGAAUACAUGAGUUUGUUGUUGUUUGAAACCU
Magallana angulata is the source of this 1113-nucleotide messenger RNA. RefSeq names its product putative nuclease HARBI1. Bases 78 to 1043 code for a protein of 321 amino acids. The record is from RefSeq and is a predicted model, not a curated record. The transcript is spliced from 3 exons. NCBI's taxonomy places the organism in Eukaryota, Metazoa, Mollusca, Bivalvia, Ostreida, Ostreidae.